UUUAAUUUGUUCUUUACUUUUUUAAUCAGCCAAUAUGGUAGUAAUAAAGCCCUGCACUGUGACCAGUAAUACUCAAUGUGACUGUAAAGAGGGAUACUUCAUGAAAGACUCAUGCAUGGCAUGCUCCAGUGUCAGGGGCACCAAAUAUAGGAACAGUGAAGAUUACAAGAAGAAAUGCUUGAACAAGAAGAAGUGUCCGGGUGACCCAACAUGCCCUACCACACCUGUGCUCCCUACCAACCCUUCAACAGCGACACCUACAACAACAGCUACAACCACAGCUACAACAACAGCUACAGCUACAACCACAGCUAUAGCUAAAACAACAGCUACAACCACAGCUAUAGCUAAAACAACAGCUACAACCACAGCUACAACCACAGCUGCAGCUACAACAGCUACAGCUAAAACAACAGCUACAACCACAGCUACAACCACAGCUGCAGCUACAACAGCUACAGCUAAAACAACAGCUACAACCACAGCUGCAGCUACAACAGCUACAGCUACAACCACAGCUGCAACUACAACAACUACAACCAUUCCACAUCCCAUAAAGAUAGAACCUUUUAAAGAAAACCCGACCCUUUAUCUUGCGGUUCAUCUGGUUCUUCUCGUAAUAUUUCUGCUGCUCUUUGGACUCUUGCUGCUCUGCUGCUGGAAAACGAAAGGAAGCCCACACCGUCUUUUCUGCUGGAGGUUAACCAAGACCUUCAAAAUUGCUGAUCAGGAGUCAGCAUACCUGGAGAGACUCAGCCAUCAAAGCAGCAGCCCGGCCCCGCCGGGACAUAGCAGAGACCAAACAUACUCUGAAGAAAACUCUGCAAUGUUAGGCUGUUAUGAAGCACCGCCUCCCAUCCAGCCGGACAGUACCCACACAGAUCGGUGGCCGGCUGUUGUUCUCUAUGAGGUCAUAAAGGAGGUGCCCCUCCGCAGGUGGAAGGAGUUCCUGCGGCUGCUCUCGGUGAACGAUCAGCAGAUGGAGCGCAUCGAGCUGGAGACCGGUCUGGGUUCCUUAGAGAAACAGUACCAGAUGCUGCGGCUGUGGAGCCAGCACUCGUCCGCCAGCGUGAAAGAUAUUUUCUCCUCCUUAUACUACAUGGAUCUGUCCGGCUGCGCCCAGCGUCUGCAGGAAAGUCUGGAGAAGCUGAGGCAGAUGCCCGAGGAGGCCGACAGCUACGUCUAAACCCGCCGAAGCAGGGCAGGAU
This is a messenger RNA of Oryzias melastigma (Indian medaka), 1208 nucleotides long. Its product is annotated as tumor necrosis factor receptor superfamily member 1A. Gene Ontology annotation, cellular component: plasma membrane. The record is from RefSeq and is a predicted model, not a curated record. NCBI's taxonomy places the organism in Eukaryota, Metazoa, Chordata, Actinopteri, Beloniformes, Adrianichthyidae. Gene Ontology annotation, molecular function: protein binding. The transcript is spliced from 7 exons. Gene Ontology annotation, biological process: signal transduction. The coding region runs from base 35 to 1186 and encodes 383 amino acids.